AUGGUUAAGAAGGCACGUGCUGCCCUCUUGGGCAUGAGCAUGUUGGCUCCUGGAGCACUGGCGUCGCCAGGUAUGCGACCGCGUCAAUUCGUGACUCAAGAUGAGACUGUGCAGCCUACCAUGAUGCCUGCCGCGGUCAACCCGGCGACACUGACCCGGGGCGAGUAUGUGGUGACCUUGGUCAACUCGCACACCGCCGAUAUUACCACGGCGCAUAACCAGAAUUUGGGGGCGCCGACGGCGAUCCAGGAUGGUGGUAGCAUCGUCGAGUCUGGGUCGACUGCUAUCUUUGCUGUCCCUACUGGUUGGGCAGGCCGAGUCGCCAUGGCUGAGGCGGGUGUUCUCAUCCGUGACCGGGCGUCGCUUCUCGAAGGCUCGUUCAUUCAUGAUGAGGGUCUCGGUGCAGCACGGAUUGCGUUGGACGUGAGCUACGUGGACGGAUUCACGGUCCCCAUCGUCUGCCAAUGCAAUGACAAGGUGGUGGUGGGUUGUAACCUCGACCUGCUCGACAUGUGUCCCGCUGACUACCGAAUCAACUACGGGACCUGCAUUAAUCCCCACAGAGAUGAGAUGAACAUUGGCACGAACUUCUUCCACGAGUGCGCGGCGAUGGCGUACACGUUUCCCACGGACGACCGCGCCACUGUCUGGGGUGUUGAGGGCUGCGAGGCUUCGAUCAAGUGCUGCGUGGGAACAGCGUGCGCGCCUCAUCCUCGCCAGGUGCUGUGCCCGAACGAGUACGGUGUUGCGGAGUUGUGUGUGUCGUUGUCCCCGGAUAACUCGACAUCUCCUGAUGCUGGAAGGAACUAG
Molecule: messenger RNA, 810 nt
Organism: Xylaria bambusicola
Lineage: Eukaryota; Fungi; Ascomycota; Sordariomycetes; Xylariales; Xylariaceae
Exons: 4
Coding region: 1-810 (269 amino acids)
Source: RefSeq, a predicted model, not a curated record